UCAGAAAAGGAAACGCGUGAGCUAGCUCGCUCACACGCACGCACGUACUGUAAAUCCCAUCCCAAUCCGCUCUCCUCUCACCACGGCGGCUCAAAGAAGACGAUCGCCAGCAUGAUUGUGUGCAACCCACAGAAGAUUUGGUUCCCAAGUAUAGCGCCGAGCGUUAACGGGCAGAAAUCUUGGCAGCAUCCACAGGGGAUCCGGCGCAAGGAGAAGGAAUUAAAGCGGGGGAAUUCGCAUGAAUGGCAGACAGCGCACCCGUAUCGCGACCGAUCCCUCCGGCAUCAAUGCUGAGAUAACAGCUCACUUUCCCGUCCGGGGAGUGCAUGCCGCCGCGCCCCGGUUUAAAUACGAGCGCCUCCGCGUGCGUGCCUGACUGGAUUCAUCUGGAGGAGGCCGAUCGAUCCAUCGGUCGAACGGCGGCCAUGGCGAGUGGCGGCGGCGGAGUGAUGGCCGGGAAGAAGAGGAAGUCCGCGGAGAUGGGCCGCGUGGACGUGCCGGCGAGGCGGGAGCCGCGGCGCGGGCUCGGUGUGGCGGCGCUGGAGAGCAUCAGGGCGCAGCUCGAGACGGCCGAGAACUUCUACGUGUUCCCGUCGCUCGCAACGGCGGCGGCGGCGGUGGCGCCGCCUCCGACGCCCCCGCUGCCGUCCCUGCUGGCCGGACACGUCGCCGGCGUGCGGUUCGACCCGUAUGUCGGAAAUGGAGGAGCGCAGAGGGAUUACUAUCCUCACUACUACGGCGGUGAGCACUACACUUUGGCACGCAGGUACAUGCAGCAGCUGCAGGCGUCGAGCGGCCAGCCGGCGCCACGCCACCAUGAUCACCACCAUGCAUGGCAGAGCAACGCCGCGGCCGUCGCUGCGCCGGCGCCGCCUGUCUUGGAGCGGGACCACCGUCGUCGAGCCCAGGCGCACGGCGGCGGCCAUGCGAGGAAGCCUCGUGUUGCGUUCGUGGACCUUGUCGACUCCGAUGAGGAGGAUGGCCGCGGCAGCGCCGAAGAAGAACUGGACCUCGAGCUCAAGCUCUAGCUGAUACGAUGAUUGAGAUAGAACACGAUCUUUUUACCUUGCUGGUUUGGCCACUUAUUAGCUGCUCCCGUCCGACUGAAACGAUGGACGGAUUCUUUAAUUUGUUCUUUCUGCAUAGAUCGAGGUUGUAGCAGUGCAGACUUCCUGUGCUGUGUAGUCAUGUACUGUACGUAUGUACACAUGUUCA
Molecule: messenger RNA, 1215 nt
Organism: Triticum aestivum (bread wheat)
Lineage: Eukaryota; Viridiplantae; Streptophyta; Magnoliopsida; Poales; Poaceae
Exons: 3
Coding region: 327-1028 (233 amino acids)
Molecular function (GO): DNA-binding transcription factor activity
Source: RefSeq, a predicted model, not a curated record